Messenger RNA from Boeremia exigua, 1554 nucleotides. Its product is annotated as succinyl-CoA:3-ketoacid-coenzyme A transferase-like protein. Gene Ontology annotation, biological process: ketone body catabolic process. Lineage: Eukaryota; Fungi; Ascomycota; Dothideomycetes; Pleosporales; Didymellaceae. Bases 1 to 1554 code for a protein of 517 amino acids. Gene Ontology annotation, molecular function: succinyl-CoA:3-oxo-acid CoA-transferase activity. The record is from RefSeq and is a predicted model, not a curated record. The transcript has 3 exons.
AUGCCGUCAAUAGCCCUCACACUCCGCACUGCGCGCACCUUCUCGCGAAGCAGCACAAAGACCUACCUCAACCUCGCGCGUAACUUCAGCUCCUCCCUCCGCCGCAAUGAGAUCAACAAGGUCUUCCCGUCCGCGCAAGCUGCGAUCGAGGACAUGAAGUCUGACAGCACACUCCUGUGUGGUGGCUUUGGUCUUUCUGGUGUGCCUGACACUCUCAUCGAUGCGGUCAAGAACAAGUCCUCAAUCACUGGUCUGACUGCUGUGUCCAACAAUGCAGGUAUUGUUGGUGGAGGUCUUGGUCUGCUGCUGGAAAGCAAGCAGGUCCGGAAGAUGAUCGCUUCAUACGUCGGCGAGAACAAGGUCCUUGAGCAGAUGUAUCUGACUGGCGAGCUUGAGCUCGAACUCACACCCCAAGGCACCCUCGCUGAAAGGUGUCGUGCAGGUGGUGCUGGCAUUCCCGCUUUCUACACACCCGCCGCCUUUGGCACUGUCGUCCAAACCGGAGAACUCGCUCUCCGCCAUAACAGCGAUGGAUCAGUUGCUCAGUACUCGACACCGCGCGAUGUCAAGGUCUUCGAGGGCAAGUCGUUCAUCAUGGAGGAAGCUAUCAAGGGUGACUACGCAUUCAUCAAGGCAUACAAGGCCGACCGCCUUGGUAACCUACAGUUCCGCUUCAGCGCCCAGAAUUUCAACGGCGCCAUGGCACGUAACGCCAAAGUCACCAUUGUUGAAGCAGAGCACAUCGUCGAGCCUGGCGAGAUCGAGCCCAACGCCGUCCACGUCCCCGGAAUCUACGUCGACCGUGUGAUUCAGUCUACAGCCGAGAAGAAGAUCGAGAAGACCGUCAACGCAAAGGAUCCCAAAGAAGCUGCCAGCGCACUUGGUUCAGGCGAUGCGGCGAGCAAGCGUGAGCGCAUCGUUAGGAGAGCCGCAAAAGAGUUCAAGAACGGCAUGUACGCCAAUCUCGGAAUCGGCAUGCCCAUGCUGGCACCAUCCUUUGUCGAUGCUAGUGUAGAAGUCCAACUGCAGUCCGAGAACGGCAUUCUCGGCCUUGGUCCCUACCCCCAGAAGGGCCUCGAAGACCCAGAUCUUAUCAAUGCUGGCAAGGAGACUGUCACACUCCUCCCUGGUGCAUCCUGCUUUGGCUCGGAAGAGUCGUUUGGCAUGAUCCGUGCGGGCAAGAUCAACCUGACCAUCCUCGGCGCCAUGCAAGUCUCCGCACGCGGAGACCUAGCGAACUGGAUGUUGCCUGGCAAGGUGAAGGGUUUCGGCGGCGCGAUGGACCUGGUUUCGAAUCCCAGCAUGACCAAGGUUGUCGUCACCAUGGAGCACACAGACAAGAAGGGCAGGCCGAAGAUUCUAAAGCAGUGCGAGUUCCCGCUCACGGGCAAGGCAUGUGUCAGCAGGAUCAUCACAGACCUGUGUGUAUUCGACGUCGACUUCACAGAGGGUCUUACUCUCAUUGAGCUUGCGGACGGCGUCACAGUCGACGAAGUGCGAUCCAAGACUGGUGCCGACUUCAAGGAGGCUGCUGAGAUCAGGCCCAUGUUAUAG